Molecule: messenger RNA, 3155 nt
Organism: Geodia barretti
Lineage: Eukaryota; Metazoa; Porifera; Demospongiae; Tetractinellida; Geodiidae
Source: the annotation of a GenBank genome assembly
CUAGGUUUUUUUCAACAUUCCAGAGCUGAUCUGGUGGGACACACAUGGUUGUGCGCACUCAGCUAGUUUACUCAGCUAAACAAACAAGGUUACGGAUACAAGGUGUUAGGUCUAAGGCAAACGUUUUCUCUGUUGAGUGACGCUAGUUUCGGGUAGCUGCGUAAAAGCACCUGCGUAUAAUAUAGCUAUAUCGAAAUCGUUGUCGUGAGCAGAAUACAUGUCGGAUGGACCUGGUGUGUUGGCUACAACUCUUUCUCGCAUUUGCUGCGAGUAGCGUUACCUUGGCUCAAGAGAGCCAGGGGCCCUACCACCAGAUAUAUCCCCCAGUCAACGAUACGGAUGGCCGGACGCCGCUGUAUAUCGCAGUAGUACUUUCUUUUGGUGGGAGCAGCUACAAGAGCGUCGGAGCACUGCCGGGAAUCCAGAUAGCACUGGACUACAUCAACAGUGAACCCUCCAUCCUCCCUGGAUACAGUCUUCACUACACCCUCACCGACUCCCAGUGUGACCGCUCCACAGCCAUCAGGUCCUACUUUACUCAGAUUACAAAUCCUCCUACUAAGGUAGGGUGGGUGGGGUCAGGCUGUUCCCCAGCCACAGAGCCCACUGCCGAGCUGACUCAAUACCACAAUAUUGCUCAGGUAUCCUGUGUAAGUUCCUCUCCAGACCUUCACAACCGACAGCGAUUCAGGUACUACUUUCAGCUGCUCUCAACUGAUGCACCAAUAGCGUAUGGGUUCUACUCGAUCAUUCAGUAUUUUGGUUGGAAAAGAGUCGGAAUCAUUACUCAAGGAGAAAAUUUGUUUAUUGCAACGUCAGAUGUUUUGAAAAGGCUCCUAACUGAAAAUGGAAAUAUUGAGUACACUGAGUGGUACUUUAGGUCUGAGGAGAGUGUCAGCAACAUCAGUAUAUUUGAUUCUGGGGUCCGUAUAUAUGUUGUGGAAAUGUAUAGCAUCAACGCCAGAGAAUUAUUCUGUAAGGCAUACAGAAGUGGAAUUCUUCCUCCAAAGUACUUGUUUUUGACUCCUAACUGGUACGUGGAGGGGUGGUGGGCAGAAGGCCACACCUCCGUGGAUUACAACUGCACGGCAGAUGAGUUGGCAGCUGUGGCUCUCUACAAUGUGGCUCCUUUUCUGGCUGAGUUUCCAGAGAUUGAUGAUGCCGUAGCCGAGCCAAAUAUUACACUUCGUGAGUUCAGGUCUCUCUACUACAAAGCUGUCCAGAGCGACUACAAUGAAAACAAUAGACUGAUGGAGUACAGCGAUUAUAUUUUCCCAUAUGCCUACCAUUGCCAUGAAGCUACUUUAACAUUUGCCUAUGCUCUGAAUAAAACUGUAACAGAUCUCGCUGAUGAUUUUCUGAACAGAGAAGCUGCAGAGGAAAGUGGUCUUCCUGAAGGAGAGACCUUCACAAUGGCCAACUUCACCUAUGCCAACUCGGGGAUUGUGACACGGAUGUUUGAGCACCUCCAGAACACCAGUUUUCGUGGCAUUGGUGGUAAUGAUGUCAUUUUCAAUGAUCAAGGUACCAGAAUUAUCAACCGAUUGAAAGUUUCUCAGUACCAGAAAAAUGCUAAUGGCACGCUACACCGUGUACAUGUUGGAGAGGUGACCUUUACAAAAUUGAAUGUGACCUUCCACCCACUUCCAACAUCAUUUCAUUUUCCUGAGGGUAUACCAAACGAUGGGAUGGCAAUUGAGGAUGUGGUGACAGUCUCGGUGGCUCUGACAGUGGUCUAUGUCAUUCUGGCCACUGCUGGACUAGUGUUUGCUGUGGCCUGCAUUUUGUUCAACAUUAUAUUCAGAGAGAAAAGGUUAAUUCGACUCUCCAGUCCUAACCUCAACUACCUGAUUGGACUGGGAGCUAUAGUUCUCUACCUCAAUGUCAUCACUCUCGUCAUUCCAACCACAAACACACACUUUGCUGCUGUACUCUGCAAUAUCAAUCCCUGGCUGAUAUCUCUCGGUUACUCUUUCUGCUAUGGAACUAUCAUUAUCAAAAUGAUCAGAGUCUGGGUCAUUUUCAACAAUCCCCUGCAACUGAAGACAUCAUUCUUCAGGGACUAUCUGAUGGCACUGUUUGUCCUGUCUCUGGCCGUCAUUGAUGUAGUCAUUCUCCUAACAUACACUGCGACUGAGGCUGUGAGAGACAACCUUGGUGUGAAACUCACAGCAAACCGAGAACUUCCCAAAGAGACCUUUGGUGUAAUUAUACUGAAUUUGAAAUAUUUCACAAACGUUUAGCUGUAAUUAUUGUUCAUUAGGCAACAGCUGAGCAACACAAGUAUUUUUUCUACAUCUGUAAAUCUGGAGGGCAAGUCGUCCUCUAUACGGUUCUGUUUGGAUACAAGGGCAUUCUGCAAGUCCUGGCUCUGCUCCUGGCUUUCCGUACUCGCGAUGUGAAGGUGAAGGGUCUGGAUGACUCUGUGUACAUUGCUGCCUCUGUGUACGUCACAAGUAUUGUGUUGACUGUCAUCAUUGUCUCCACCUACACUCUGAGGGACUAUGUGAAUGCCUACCCAGCUGUGGUGGGAAUGGGGUUGCUGCUGGGAACCACCAUGAUCCUCGGACUUGUCUUCAUACCCAGAAUGGUGGGGCUGUACAAAGACCCCAAAGGAGAAACAAUCACUACCUUUGGAACAUCUGGUCCAAGAGAAGAGGCGGUUGAGAGCUCAGGCGGCAAAAAGGACAAGGAGCUUCAGAUUCUUCGUCGCAGGGUCUCUGAACUUGAAACUAGUCUCAAACAGCAGCAUGCCUCUGCUCCAGUUGGAAAAGAGUCUCCAAUAUUUGAAGAAAUCAAAACUAAUGGAAAUAAUACAACCAUCUGACAAUAACAAUGUUUUGUAUAAAGCCCCUGUGAUAGUUUACUUGCCAUUAACAUAAUUCCACAUUUUGUUUAGUUUUACAAUGGUGUGAUUGUAUAUACAUGUCACAAAAGAAUGAUGAUGAAUUAAUGUCACUCUACUAGCUCUUUAGCUGCUCUUGGUUAAUGUCACACACAGUAACAGUUCAUCUGAACUGCACACUUCUCCGGAAUGACCUAUAAGUCUCUCUGAGUGGUGCCACACUUGGAAUUUGUCUCUUAAUGAAGAAAAAUGCUCCUUUUCCGGGUGGAAAUAAGCAGAUAUCGUGACUGCAGAAUAUAUCGAUUACCAG